AUGUCCAUUGCGGAUCUCAGCCCGGCCGAAUUCGCUACUCUCGUCCGCAACGCCGCGUCCAACAAGGCCGCCGUCAAGUCCGGCAAUGUUCCUCCGGCUUUGGCAACGGGCCUGACGGGCAAGACCGUUGCCAUGAUGUUCAGCAAGCGCAGCACCCGCACUCGCGUGUCGACGGAGGCUGCUGUUGCUCUCAUGGGCGGGCACCCUAUGUUCCUUGGCAAGGAUGACAUCCAGCUUGGAGUCAACGAGUCUCUGUACGACACCUCAAAAGUCAUCUCCUCCAUGACCUCCUGCAUGGUUGCCCGUGUUGGCCCUCACUCCGACGUUGCUGGCCUGGCUAAGGACUCCAGCGUUCCAGUGAUCAACGCCUUGUCUGACGACUACCACCCGCUGCAAAUCAUUGCAGACUUCUUGACUAUUCACGAGGCCUUCCCCUCUUCUCAGACCUCAGACAAGGCGGAUCUUGGUGUCAAGGGACUCAAGGUUGCGUGGAUUGGCGACUCCAACAACGUGCUCUUCGAUCUUGCCAUUGGCUGUGUCAAGAUGGGCGUUGACAUCGCCGUCGCCUCUCCCACCGGUUACGGCAUCCCUAACGCUAUGAAGUCGGUCAUUACGUCCGCCGCCAACGGAGUUUCCUCCCCGGGCAAGCUCAGCGAGACUACCGUUCCCGAGGAUGCCAUCAAGAACGCCGACAUUCUCGUUACCGACACCUGGGUGUCUAUGGGCCAGGAGGCCGAGACCCAGAAGCGUCUCAAGGCCUUUGCCGGCUACCAGAUCACCAACGACCUGGCCAAGCGUGGCGGUGCCAACGAGGGCUGGAAGUUUAUGCACUGCCUGCCCCGUCAUCCCGAGGAGGUUGCCGAUGAGGUCUUCUACAGCCCCAGGUCUCUGGUCUUCCCGGAGGCCGAGAACCGCCUGUGGGCUGCAGUUUCUGCUCUCGAGGGCUUCGUCGUCAACAAGGGCAAGAUCUAA
Colletotrichum karsti is the source of this 972-nucleotide messenger RNA. Its product is annotated as ornithine carbamoyltransferase. The record is from RefSeq and is a predicted model, not a curated record. Gene Ontology annotation, molecular function: ornithine carbamoyltransferase activity; amino acid binding. Gene Ontology annotation, biological process: L-citrulline biosynthetic process. The coding region runs from base 1 to 972 and encodes 323 amino acids. Lineage: Eukaryota; Fungi; Ascomycota; Sordariomycetes; Glomerellales; Glomerellaceae. The transcript has 3 exons. Gene Ontology annotation, cellular component: mitochondrion.